CGACAGACAAGGUUGCAGGAAAGCUGAGCUCCACUCUCUCAUGGGUGAAGAACACAGUCUCGCACACCGUCAGUCAAAUGGCCAGUCAGGUGGCAAGUCCAUCUGCCUCUUUACACACUACAUCCUCCUCUACCACUCUGUCUACACCUGCCUUAUCACCGUCCUCACCAACGCAGCUGAGUCCGGACGACUUAGAAUUGCUCGCUAAACUUGAGGAACAGAACAGACUCUUGGAAACAGAUAGCAAGUCCUUGCGGUCAGUAAAUGGGUCAAGAAGAAAUAGUGGAUCUUCUCUUGUAUCUAGUUCCUCAGCUUCUAGCAAUCUCAGCCAUCUUGAGGAAGACUCAUGGAUCCUGUGGGGGAGGAUUGUGAAUGAAUGGGAAGAUGUACGGAAAAAGAAAGAAAAGCAAGUUAAGGAGCUUGUUCGAAAAGGGAUACCUCAUCAUUUCAGGGCAAUCGUUUGGCAGCUUCUAUGCAGUGCUCAAAGUAUGCCAAUCAAGGACCAGUAUUCAGAGCUUUUGAAAAUGACGUCUCCUUGUGAGAAGUUAAUAAGAAGGGACAUUGCUAGAACAUACCCUGAACAUGAUUUUUUUAAAGAAAAAGACAGCCUUGGACAGGAGGUCUUGUUCAAUGUAAUGAAGGCUUAUUCUUUGGUGGAUCGUGAGGUUGGAUACUGUCAAGGAAGCGCUUUUAUAGUUGGAUUACUGCUUAUGCAGAUGCCAGAAGAAGAGGCGUUCUGUGUGUUUGUUAAAUUAAUGCAAGAUUACAGACUACGAGAACUCUUUAAGCCAAGCAUGGCUGAACUGGGCCUUUGUAUGUACCAGUUUGAAUGCAUGAUACAGGAGCAUCUUCCAGAGCUUUAUGUGCACUUUCAGUCUCAGAGUUUCCACACUUCUAUGUAUGCGUCAUCAUGGUUUUUAACUAUAUUCCUUACAACUUUUCCACUACCGAUUGCAACAAGAAUAUUUGAUAUCUUUAUGUCUGAGGGUUUAGAGAUAGUAUUUCGAGUAGGUCUAGCAGUCCUUCAGAUGAACCAAGCAGAAUUACUGCAACUUGACAUGGAAGGAAUGUUACAGCACUUUCAAAAGGUCAUUCCACAUCAGUUUGACAGUGGGCCAGACAAAUUAAUCCAAGCAUCUUACCAAGUCAAAUACAAUGCAAAAAAGAUGAAAAAGUUAGAAAAGGAAUACACUACAAUAAAGACAAAAGAAAUGGAAGAACAAGUUGAAAUUAAAAGGUUGCGAACUGAAAACAGGCUCCUAAAACAGCGCAUUGAAACACUAGAAAAAGGACAAGUGACAAGGGCCCAGGAGGCUGAGGAAAACUACCUCAUAAAACGGGAGCUGGCCACCAUCAAACAGCAGAGUGAUGAGGCCAAUACUAAACUGGAGCAAGCUGAGAAUACCAUCAGGGAGCUCCAGCAGCAGCAGCAAUGGCAUAAAUGCAGUUCACGAUACAGUGAAGACUUUGUGCUACAGCUGGAAAAAGAGCUGGUCCAAGCCAGGCUGAGUGAAGCAGAAUCCCAUUGUGCCCUGAAGGAGAUGCAAGAUAAAGUUCUAGAGAUGGAAAAGAGGAACAGCUCUCUCCCCGAUGAGGAAAAUGUUGCUAGGCUGCAAGAAGAACUGAUUGCAGUAAAAUUAAGAGAAGCAGAAGCUCUGAUGGGUCUCAAAGAACUGAGGCAGCAAGUCAAAGACUUGGAGGAACACUGGCAGCGUCAUCUAGCUCGUACCACUGGAAGAUGGAAAGAUCCUCCCAGAAAAAACACAGUGAACGAGCUACAGGAUGAGCUGAUGUCGGUCCGAUUGCGAGAGGCAGAAACUCAGGCGGAGCUGAAGGAGACCAAACAAAGAAUGAUGGAGAUGGAAACACAGAAUCAGAUCAAUAGUAACCAUUUACGAAGGGCAGAGCAAGAAGUUUCCAACCUACAGGGGAAGGUACAGUAUCUUUCUGCACAGAACAAAGGACUUCUUGCUCAGCUGAACGAAGCAAAGCGUAAACAAGCAGAGAUUGAAUGCAAG
Messenger RNA from Mesitornis unicolor (brown roatelo), 2018 nucleotides. RefSeq names its product ecotropic viral integration site 5 (gene EVI5). The transcript is spliced from 15 exons. Lineage: Eukaryota; Metazoa; Chordata; Aves; Mesitornithiformes; Mesitornithidae. The record is from RefSeq and is a predicted model, not a curated record. The annotation marks the transcript as partial.